AUGAACGCACCAGAACACGAUACUGACGGCCCUCCACCAUAUUCAGCCCGGGACCCUUACCUCACGGCUGUCUCAUCUACCAUCACUAACGCGAACGGCGCCAGGCUAACCGCCAUCCCGACCAGCUACCACAUCCACCGCGGUUUAUUCGGCGGCUACAAGAUCCUCAAAGAUGACAGUGCACAGGAAUUCCGCGUCAAGGUGCACAAAGUCCGGCUGCCGGACAUGGUCGUCCUCCGCGAAACGUCGCUGUUGACGGGCGCCGAGGUCGCACAUGUAAAGUUCCUGGAACAGAGCAACGGCUGCGAUAUCGGCAUAUUCCGCCAGCCCGGCGUCAAGGGUUCUAUCGACUGGACGCGCAUAGCCGGCGACCGGCGCAUGUCGGCUGUGGUACCGCGCCUGGACGCCAACGGCGCGGUAAUCGCCAACACCAGCGUCCGUAGGACGUUCAUCUGGAAGGGCAUUUCUACAAUGACGCUAGAAGACGAGAAGAGUGGCAUGCUCGCCGCUACUGUCCAGGAGGUGGCCAAUCUCCAGUCGCUAAUUGCGGUUGUCGAGAUCGGUGUCCCCUUCGGCGAGCCGUUCCUUAUCUUGGUGCUGACGGCCUAUCUCGCUCUGUACGAGAAAUUGCGGAUGAUUGACAAAGUACCUGUUGGAUACGAUGUCGGGCGCCAUGUUAUCGGGGGCCAUGUUAUCGGGGGCCAUGCUACCGGGGGCCAUGCUACCGGGGCGCAUGCAUUCCAGGCGAACUUUGCUGGGGCGGUAGGGUUUGCUGGGACGGGAGGGUUUGCUGGAGGAAGCUUUGGCGGCGGGGGUGCUUGA
Penicillium cinerascens is the source of this 822-nucleotide messenger RNA. RefSeq lists its product as uncharacterized. Lineage: Eukaryota; Fungi; Ascomycota; Eurotiomycetes; Eurotiales; Aspergillaceae. The transcript has a single exon. The record is from RefSeq and is a predicted model, not a curated record. The coding region runs from base 1 to 822 and encodes 273 amino acids.